UGCCGCGAGGGGCGUGGCCAAGACUCGGGCCUAUAGCAAGGAGGGGGCGUGUCCAAACUAAGCGGCCCGCCCAACUAUCACUAAGCGGCCAGGCGCCAUUUUCCCGGAAGUCGGAAGAAAACAAAAGCGCCAAGAGGAACGCUCGGCGGCGGGUUCCCCGUAUGUUGUGUGUCCAGAGCCGUGUGGCAGAUCGAAGGAAGCAUGUUCCACGGAAUCCCAGCAAACCCAGGCAUGGGAGCCCCAGCCAAUAAGCCGGAACUGUACGAGGAAGUGAAGCUGUACAAGAAUGCCCGGGAGAGAGAAAAGUAUGACAACAUGGCAGAACUCUUUGCUGUGGUGAAGACGAUGCAAGCGCUGGAGAAGGCCUACAUCAAGGACUGUGUCACCCCCAGCGAAUACACCGCCGCCUGCUCCCGCCUCCUUGUCCAGUACAAAGCUGCCUUCAAGCAGGUCCAGGGCCUGGAGAUCAAUUCCAUCGAUGACUUUUGCCGCAAGUUUCGGCUCGACUGUCCACUGGCCAUGGAAAGGAUCAAGGAGGAUCGGCCGAUCACCAUCAAGGACGACAAGGGCAACCUCAACCGCUGCAUCGCAGAUAUUGUAUCGCUCUUCAUCACCGUGAUGGACAAGCUGCGCUUGGAAAUCCGGGCCAUGGAUGAGAUCCAGCCGGACCUCCGGGAACUGAUGGAGACCAUGAACCGCAUGAGCCACUUGCCCCCGGAUUUUGAGGGACGGCAGAAGGUUAACCAGUGGCUGCAGACGCUGAGCGGGAUGUCGGCGUCGGACGAACUGGACGACUCCCAGGUCCGGCAGAUGCUCUUUGACCUGGAGUCGGCCUACAAUGCCUUCAACCGCUUCCUGCACUCGUGAGCCGGGCCCCGGUUGACCCCUUGGGGCCCCAAAUGUCCUGCAUUUUGGAGAUGACCACGUGGCAGGCAAGCAGGCCCUUCGGUGGCCUGAAACCCCCCAUUGAAUGUACAUCUCCCCCUUUGCUCCUCGGUCUCCCUAGUUUUGAAAACGAGGGGCCUCUUACAUUUUAUGACUCUUCCACUCGUUCUUUCAUGGCAUCGCAUAUGUGUCCACGGUCGUGAUGGGGAGGUGGGAGGGAAUAUAAAGCACCACGGAGGGCGGAAGUGGCGCUUUAAUGUAUUUAUUUGGGCUUGCUUUUUUUGUGUUUGCCUCAGAGAGGCAGCUCCCAUUGAGCCGGAGCAAAUAAAUCCUCUUUCUACCAGAAGAA
Anolis carolinensis (green anole) is the source of this 1234-nucleotide messenger RNA. RefSeq names its product VPS28 subunit of ESCRT-I (gene vps28). Gene Ontology annotation, cellular component: ESCRT I complex. The record is from RefSeq and is a predicted model, not a curated record. The transcript is spliced from 10 exons. Gene Ontology annotation, biological process: protein transport to vacuole involved in ubiquitin-dependent protein catabolic process via the multivesicular body sorting pathway. NCBI's taxonomy places the organism in Eukaryota, Metazoa, Chordata, Lepidosauria, Squamata, Anolidae. Gene Ontology annotation, molecular function: protein-containing complex binding. Bases 202 to 867 code for a protein of 221 amino acids.